AUGCACUGGGCACGCUGGCCAGCAUGGCUGUCAGGCCGGGGGCUGCCGCUGUUGGGGGUAGUGCUGCAACAGGAGAGAGAGAAGAAGGGACCUCGGUGGAGGCACUGGAGGAGGGGGACCCACCCUUACUACGACCUCCAGGUGAAGGUGCUACGGGCCAGAAAUAUCCAGGACUCUGACCUGCUGUCCAAAGCCGACUGCUAUGUGCAGCUGCGGCUGCCCACAGCGUCCCCCAGCCCGGCCCGGACAAAGGCGGUGGCCAACUGCAGUGACCCGGAAUGGAACGAGACCUUCCACUACCAGGUCCACGGUGCUGUUAAGAAUGUCCUGGAGUUCACCCUGUAUGACGAGGAUGUCCUGGCCAGUGACAGGCUCUCUGUGCUCCUGUAUGACCUGAAGAACCUCAAGCCAGGCCAACUCCACAGGCACACAUUCCCCCUCAACCACCAGGAUUCCCAAGAGCUGCAAGUGGAAUUUCUGCUGGGCGAGAGCCAGGUGCCUGCCUCUGAGGUCAUCACCAAUGGGGUUCUGGUGGCGCAGCCCUGCCUGAGAAUCCAGGGUACCCUCGGGGGACAUGGGACAGCUCCCUGCCGAGAGUAUGGCCAUGGGCAGAUCCAGCUGACAGUGCCUGGAGCCUUCGAGAAGCCCCAGCUCUUGCCCUUGCAGCCUGCUGAGGGGGUGGACUCCCCAACCACCUUCACCUUCCAUGUGAACCCAGUGCUAAGCCCCAGGCUGGAUGUGGAGCUGGGAGAGAGGCUCACUGUCCUGCAGGCUGGCCCGAGUGCCGAGCUGGAGACGCAGGCCAGCACGCUGGGCGAGGGGAGCAUCCUCCUCUCCUCUUUGCCCCUAGGCCAGGAGGAGCACCGCUUCAUGACCCUGGGGGAGGGCCAGGAGGUGGCUCUGCGUUUGAAGGCAGAAAUGAGACGGAGCCUCAUCUCCGUCUGCACUCCGAAGGAACCAGGCCCUCGGGCAGCAGAGGCCAGGGCGUGCGCUUCCAAGGUGCCUGUGGUGGCCGUGCUGGGUUCUGGGGGUGGAACCCGUGCCAUGACUUCCCUGUAUGGUAGCCUGGCAGGGCUGCAGGAGCUGGGCCUCCUGGAUGCUGUGACCUACCUGAGUGGUGUCUCUGGGUCUACCUGGUGCAUGUCCACGCUCUACAGUGACCCAGCCUGGUCUCAGAUGGCCUUGCAGGCCCCCAUUGAGCGUGCCCAAGCCCGAGUCUGCAGCAGCAAGAGCGGGGCAGUAUCCAGCGAGCGACUACUAUACUAUGCCCAGGAAUUGGGGGCCCAGGAAAGCAGGGGCCACAGCACUUUCCCUAUUGGCCUAUGGGGCCUCUUAAUUGAGUAUUUCCUAUACCAGGAGGAGAACCCGGCCAAGCUGUCUGAUCAGCAGGAGGCGGUCAGCCGGGGUCAGAACCCUUACCCCAUUUAUGCCAGCAUCAAUGUCCACACCAACAUCAGUGCGGAGGGCUUUUCAGAGUGGUGUGAGUUCACCCCCUAUGAGGUCGGCCUCCCCAAGUAUGGAGCUUAUGUCCCCACCGAGCUCUUUGGUUCCGAGUUCUUCAUGGGCCAUCUGAUGCAGCUCCAUCCCGAGCCCCGGAUCUGCUACCUGCAGGGGAUGUGGGGCAGCGCCUUUGCAGCCAGCCUGAACGAGAUCUCACAGAAGACAAUAGGCUUGAGCCUCAGCUUCCUGGUGGACUCACACAGGGCCAGCGUGGACAUCAAGGAUGACUGCCAGCCUCUGCCACUGCAAGACCCCUUGAGGCUGCCCACGAAGCUCUUCACCCCGCAGGGGCCCUUCCUCCAGGCUGUCCUGGCCAUCUUUACCUCCCGCCUUACCUCUGCGGAGAACUUUAACUUCACCCGGGGCCUCUGCCUGCACAAGGACUAUGUGGCCGCCAGGGAAUUUUUGACCUGGAAAGACUCCCACCCGGAUGCCUUCCCCAACAAGCUCACGCCCAUGAGGGGCUGCCUGCACCUGGUGGACGGGGGCCUUUCCAUCAACUCCCCCUUCCCACUGGCUCUGCUGCCCCAGCGGGCCGUGGACCUCAUCCUGUCCUUCGACUACUCCCUGGAAGAGCCCUUUAAGAUCUUACAGGUGACAGAGCAGUACUGCUGGGACCGCGGGAUCCCCUUCCCCAGGAUUGAGUUGCGCCCUGAGGACUUAGAGCAACCCCGAGAGUGCUAUGUGUUCGCCCAGGCAGAGGACCCCCGCUCACCCAUUGUGCUGCACUUCCCCCUUGUCAACCAGAGUUUCCGCACACACCUAGCCCCAGGUGUGGAGCGGCAAACCGAAGAGGAGAGGGCCUUUGGGGACUUUGUUCUCAACGGGCCGGACACCCCCUAUGGCAUGACGAAUUUUACCUAUGAGCCUGGACAGUUUGCUCGGCUGGUGGCCCUGAGUCGAUACAACGUUCUGAACAACAAGGAGACCCUGAGGCAAGCCUUCCAGCUGGCUCUGGACCGGAGGCGGCAGGCUGGGGGCUGACUGGGGCUGUGUCCCCAAGAUGAGGCCCCCACCCCCACCCCACACACAAGCACCCUUCAUGCCCAAAGUGUUACAAUAGCUCUUUUGA
Messenger RNA from Echinops telfairi (small Madagascar hedgehog), 2572 nucleotides. It is a transcript of the gene PLA2G4F, whose product is annotated as phospholipase A2 group IVF. Gene Ontology annotation, cellular component: cytosol. The record is from RefSeq and is a predicted model, not a curated record. Gene Ontology annotation, molecular function: calcium-dependent phospholipid binding; calcium ion binding. The coding region runs from base 1 to 2484 and encodes 827 amino acids. Gene Ontology annotation, biological process: glycerophospholipid catabolic process. Lineage: Eukaryota; Metazoa; Chordata; Mammalia; Afrosoricida; Tenrecidae. The transcript is spliced from 21 exons.